CGCUCCGCCCCGCGCUUCGCCGCGGACCCGGGACCUGCCCUGUGCCCGCUGUCCACGGGACCCUCGCGGCUUCCCCUUUCCUCCCGGCUUCCCGGGUGUGCGGGGAAGUGACCCACCCUCCCCCGGGGAGGGGGGGAGGAAUAGGAUCGCCCGGGGCGCACCCGAAACCGGGAGCGGGAGAGCCGGAGUGGGCGCCGCGCUGGGCAUUGUGUGUGUGUGUGUGAGAGUGUGUGUUUGUGCGCGUGCAGCGUAGUGUCCGUUUCGGAAAUCGCUCUGGGGAGGUACGGUCUUUAGGGGGCGGAGCGCAGGGGGACCGAGGCCCCGGCUCGGCGCCGGGGCAGAGUCCCGCGGAGCCCGAUCGCUUCUUAGGGCCGGCGGGACCGGGCGCCUGGCGGCGAGGCGGACGCACUGAAGGGAGGCCGAAGUGCCCUGGACGGGCGGCGGCCCCUGCCCCGAGGUGUCGGCCUCGGUGGCACAGCCCGCGUCUGUUCACGUCCGCCGACCUGCGGAGAAGAGGCUCGGACGCGGAGCCGCGCCGCGAAGCCAGCCCACCCCGCCCACCCCGUCGGACUGGGGUGCAAAGCCGGAGAGCGAGGUCCCCCCCGCUGCUGUUCUGCCGGCAGGCGUCGGCUGUGUCCGGAGCGCGCCAGCCUGCCCCUCGGCUGCCCGGGCCGGAGGAGCCCGAGGAGCGCGCACCAUGAGCGGCGGCGAAGUGGUCUGCUCGGGAUGGCUCCGCAAGUCGCCCCCGGAGAAAAAGUUGAAGCGUUAUGCGUGGAAGAGGAGAUGGUUUGUGUUACGCAGUGGCCGUUUGACUGGAGAUCCCGACGUGUUGGAAUAUUACAAAAAUGAUCAUGCCAAGAAGCCUAUCCGCAUUAUUGAUUUAAAUUUAUGUCAGCAAGUUGAUGCUGGAUUGACAUUUAACAAAAAAGAGUUUGAAAACAGCUACAUUUUUGAUAUCAACACCAUUGACCGGAUUUUCUACUUGGUAGCAGACAGCGAGGAAGAGAUGAAUAAGUGGGUUCGCUGUAUUUGCGACAUCUGUGGGUUUAAUCCUACAGAAGAAGAUCCUGUGAAGCCCCCUGGCAGCUCCUUGCAAGUGGAUUUACCGUCAGCUGUCAUUACAACACCACCGUCCGCCCAGGUGGACUCAUCCUCUGCUGCCCAACCUCCUCCAUAUCAGCUCAUUAACCUGCCACAUCAGGAGACUCUUGGCAUCCAGGAGGAUCCUCAAGACUACCUCUUGCUAUUCAACUGUCAAAGCAAGAAGCCUGAACCCACCAGAACACAUGCUGAUUCGGCAAAAUCCACCUCCUCUGAAACAGACUGCAAUGAUAACGUUCCUGCCCAUAAAACCCCUGCUUCCUCCCAGAGCAAACACGGACUGAAUGGCUUCUUCCAGCAGCAAAUCAUGUAUGACUCCCCGCCGCCUCGCGCCGUGUCUGUUUCCGUGGACUCCAGCCUCUACAACCUGCCCAGGAGUUACUCCCACGACGUUCUGCCGAAGGCGUCCCCGUCGAGUACCGAGGCCGAUGGAGAGCUCUACGUGUUCAAUACGCCCUUGGGGACUUCGAGCAUAGAGACUCAGAUGAGGCACGUGUCCAUUAGCUAUGACAUUCCUCCAACACCCGGUAACACUUACCAGAUUCCACGAACAUUUCCAGAAGGAACCUUGGGACAGACGUCAAAGCUAGACACUAUUCCCGAUAUCCCUCCGCCCCGGCCACCAAAACCACACCCGGCUCACGACCGAUCUCCUGUGGAAACGGGCAGCAUCACCCGCACGGCCUCGGACACCGACAACAGCUACUGUGUUCCCACCGCAGGGAUGCCGCCGUCGCGCAGUAACACCAUCUCCACGGUGGAUUUGAACAAACUGCGGAAAGAUGCUAGUUCUCAAGACUGCUAUGAUAUUCCACGAACAUUUCCAAGUGAUAGAUCUAGUUCCCUUGAAGGCUUCCAUAACCACUUUAAAACCAAAAAUGUAUUGACAGUGGGAAGUGUAUCAAGUGAGGAGCUGGAUGAGAAUUACGUGCCGAUGAAUCCCAACUCUCCGCCGAGACAGCAUUCCAGCAGUUUUACGGAGCCCAUUCAGGAGGCAAAUUAUGUGCCCAUGACCCCAGGGACGUUUGAUUUCUCUUCAUUUGGAAUGCAAGUUCCUCCUCCUGCUCAUAUGGGCUUCCGGUCCAGCCCAAAGACCCCUCCCAGAAGGCCCGUCCCUGUUGCAGACUGUGAACCACCCCCCGUGGAUAGGAACCUCAAGCCGGACAGAAAAGGUCAAAGUCCUAAAAUUUUAAGACCCAAACCCCAUGGUUUAGAGCGAACUGAUUCACAAACCAUACGUGACUUUGCUACAAGAAGAAAGGCCAAGCCAGCACCUUUAGAAAUAAAACCUUUGCCGGAAUGGGAAGAAUUACAAGCCCCAGUUAGGUCUCCCAUCACUAGAAGUUUUGCUCGAGAUUCUUCUAGGUUUCCCAUGUCUCCCCGACCGGAUUCAGUGCAUAGCACAACUUCAAGCAGCGACUCACAUGACAGCGAAGAGAAUUAUGUACCCAUGAACCCAAACCUAUCUGGUGAAGACUCGAACCUUUUUGGCAGUAGCAGUCUUGAUGGAGGAAGCAGCCCUAUGAUCAAGCCCAAAGGAGACAAACAAGUGGAAUACCUCGAUCUGGAUUUAGAUUCUGGAAAAUCCACGCCACCACGCAAACAAAAGAUCAGCGGCUCAGGAAGUGGUGUAGCAGAUGAGAGAGUGGAUUAUGUUGUGGUUGACCAACAGAAGACCCUAGCUCUGAAGAGCACCCGAGAAGCCUGGACAGACGGGAGACAGUCCACAGAAUCCGAAACACCAACCAAGAGUGUGAAAUGAACAUAUUGCUCUGCUGUGUCUGAACAAAAGAGAACAGAAUUGCAAAGAUAAAUCCUGUUUGACUGAAGAAGACUUGACACUUAAACUCCAGGUAGAUCCUGGAGUACACUCUAAUUGAAGACAAAGGACCUUUCAGACAUAAUCAAGCAAUUUACACUGUCACUGGUGCUUUAUGGUAUCUGAACAGUUCAUGACCUGUAAAAAAAAAAAAAAAAACGUAGGGAAAUAGUAUUGUUUAGCUCCCAGAAAAAAAUUGGUUCCGUAGUUAACACACUUGUAGUAUUACUGUAUUUAUGCACUUUUUCAUUUAAAACAUUGGUUGGGGUAUUCGCAAAUGUACCUUACCAUAAUUCCUUUGGGAAGUGUUUGUUUUUCCUCACACUACUCUAGAUAGCAAUACUAAGUUAACUAAGCUACUUUUAGGUUUGUAAAUUUCUCUUUCAACUUCAGUGUAACGUUAAGAUGAGAAAGUAAAGUCACAAUUUACCGUUCUACCUGAAACUGCAGGUGGAAGUCAUUAAACUACAGAGUACAGUUGGACUCAUCACUCAUUGCUUUCUCAAAUGCUAAGAAUAAUAUGUAUACUGGUAUUAGGACCUAGUUCUCUGGUUCAUGUACAGUUAGUUCUCAGUGUAGAACUUUAUUAUAUUUUGUUAAUUACAGUGUUCUUAGUUCACUGAGUAAAGAUUCUGCCGGGUGGGAUCUUGUACCUCGGAAAGACUGAAUAAUUACACUACCAAGUAAGCCUACAGAUCACUGAUGGCAUGAGGUGAUGAUGUGCUCUCACACGUGUUAACAUGUAUUAAACUUUAUGUUAUUUGCAGAUCGUAGUUUAUGUAAAUAAUCAGGUACGUACCAGGCACUGAUGUGCUACUACACCAAUCAGGUUUAGACAGUGAGCUUUAGCUUGUUCUUGUUAGUCCUGAUUUCCAAUUUGGAAUUAAUGACACAGUUGACAUUCACUGUUAGUUAUAGCAACAUACUGUGAUUUUUUUAAUUAGACAGUAAUUCAGAUUUAUUACUCUAAGAAUGAAAUUCUAUCUUUUGACACCAUAGUGCCCUUUCUAUGAUUUUUUAACUUUACUUAAUAUUCUUCUUAGCCUUAUAUUUAAAUUCCUAUGCAAUUAAUAUUUUAUACCUGCAUUAAAAAAAAAAGAUGUUAUCUAAGUGAUUCUCAUAUGUAGCACCUAUUGCUUUUCCAGUAAAAAUAAAUAAAAUAAGGAUUUUGUACUGUGAUUUAUAUUCACUGUCCCAGUUCAGGAAAUAUUGGAGUCUUGCUCUAAUGUGAAAUCUUAUAGUCAUGGACCUCUUUCAACCAGAUUUGUGAAACCACCAGAGGAAUCAUAUAAUUCUGUCUCACCUAUAACAUGAUAUCAAGACCACAAAUUAUAGUGAAGCUACAAUUAUAUGUAUCUGUCUUGGCUUUGCUAUGUAAUUUAGAAAGCAGAUAGAAUUGUUUGUUUGUUUUUUAACUAAAUGACAUACAGUCUCUUACGUAUUGAUUUGAGAUACACUAACAGUUGUUAGAGGGGGCAUAGAGAUCGCAGUGCCUAUGGCUGAGGCAGGACCCCCUCCGUUCAGACCUCUGUUGCCUGAGUACACAGAUGUGCCCUGAUUCCUGGCCUCUGGCCAUAGUUCUGUGCCUAAUCAAUGUAAUGGGUUUGUUUCCCCGAUCUCCAAACUAAAAAUGUUCAUAACAAGAUGUUGAAUUGUAGAUUAGUAACAGCUGAUGCUUUUAAAUGUUUGCUGCUUUUUCAAACAAAGGCUAAAACCCAGAAGUGAAUUUUGAGGUGGAUUUUUAAAUAAAAAGAUUGUUUGA
This is a messenger RNA of Eptesicus fuscus (big brown bat), 4682 nucleotides long. It is a transcript of the gene GAB1, whose product is annotated as GRB2 associated binding protein 1. The record is from RefSeq and is a predicted model, not a curated record. The transcript has 11 exons. The coding region runs from base 698 to 2863 and encodes 721 amino acids. Lineage: Eukaryota; Metazoa; Chordata; Mammalia; Chiroptera; Vespertilionidae.